This is a messenger RNA of Cuscuta campestris, 483 nucleotides long. The record is from the annotation of a GenBank genome assembly. Lineage: Eukaryota; Viridiplantae; Streptophyta; Magnoliopsida; Solanales; Convolvulaceae.
AAAAUCAUCAAAACCACUAAACUCCAUCUAAAAUUCAUCCAUAUCACGCAGAUCGCAUCCAAUACUAUCGCAGCAGCCGGCAAUUCAAUAUAAAGUUAGAAGAAAGGAAGAAGAAUGAGCUUCGGAAGCAGCAGCAGCAGAAGGUGGAUCGUGGCGGCGAGCGUGGGGACGGUGGAGGCUCUGAAGGACCAAGGCUUCGCCAGAUGGAACUACGCUUUCAGACUGCUCCACCAGCAUGCCAAAUCCAACCUCCGGUCCUACUCCCAGCACGCCACCAGGCUGCCUUCUCCCUCCGCUGUCGUCUCCGCCAAGCUGCGAGAUGAGAAGUUGAAGCGCUCCGAGGAGUCUCUGAGAACCGUCAUGUAUCUGAGCUGUUGGGGACCUAAUAAUUGAUUUGAGUCUCCUUUUAAUAUCUCCCUUUAUAUAUGUUAUUGUAAUGUAAUUUGAAGCGAUCGAGGAAGUUAAUAACAAUGAGCCCUUUCU